Prorocentrum cordatum is the source of this 912-nucleotide messenger RNA. NCBI's taxonomy places the organism in Eukaryota, Dinophyceae, Prorocentrales, Prorocentraceae. The record is from the annotation of a GenBank genome assembly.
AUGAUGGCGGGGCAGGCGACCUGCGAGGUGGAGAGGCUGCUGGUCGGGUUCGGCUACGCGGGCGGGCUGGCCGCCGCCUACCGCGGCAGCGAGGAGACGCGCUGGGGCUCGUCAUUGCCGGCGGACCUCCAGUGCGCUGCGCCUGGGAUAGAUCGGGACAUUCGCGGCGUGGGUUCGACGAGUGUGAGAGACUGGAUCGCCCAGAGGUGCCAGAGCAGCCGCGGCAGCCCGGUGUGGGUGGACCUCUGGACGCUGGCCACGUCGGUCGACUUCCGCCUGCGAGAGUGCAAGACGGACUUGGAGAUCAUGCAGGUGUUGUCGGCCGAAGAUAUGAUGGUUGCCCUGCGGCGGCUGGCCGCGUGCGUGCACGAGGAGAGAAGUGGUGACCGCGUCGGCGCCCAGUAUAUGUUAGGCACCGCGCCGCCUGGCUGCUCGGCAGAGGUUGCUCCUGCGCGGAUGGUAGCCUCAGCGAAUACCCACUCGAAGACCGAGCGCCCGAGGUGCGAGCGGGUGGAGUCCGAGCUGCGCGCCAGGAAGAAGAAGAAGAAGAAGAAGAAGAAGGAGGGCGAGAAGGGCGACGGUCGUGGACGCGGCCGUGGCCGAGAGGACGUGGAGGUCGCGGGGGAGGUGGUCUCGGCGAGCCCGAUCGACGAGCCGCUGCUCCCCAUCACGCUGGCGGAGCGGCCCAAAGCGACGACGAGUCGGUCCAGCCAUCUUCGACAUCGCCAUCAGCGAAGGCUCUGGCUCUGGGCCCUCGCGAACGAGCUCGCGCGUGGGAUCAACUUCGUGGAUGCGGGCUCGUGCACAGUCCUCACCCGACUCCGCCGCUGGAGCAGCUCGUCGGAGAACAUUCGGAGUCUGCGCGGCCAGGCGCGAAAAGACUGGCAGCGGCGCGCCGAGAUCUCGAUCUGA